Messenger RNA from Australozyma saopauloensis, 1077 nucleotides. RefSeq lists its product as uncharacterized. Bases 1 to 1077 code for a protein of 358 amino acids. NCBI's taxonomy places the organism in Eukaryota, Fungi, Ascomycota, Pichiomycetes, Serinales, Metschnikowiaceae. The transcript has a single exon. The record is from RefSeq and is a predicted model, not a curated record.
AUGCUUUUCCUUCUGCUACUAUGGGUACUGACCCCUGUUAUGGCAAUAUUCUCAUCUGCUGGCUGUUACGCUCAGAGUGACAUACAACUGCUCUUGUCUCUGCAAGGCGACUAUCUAUACCAAUCCACUUCCUACUGUCAACAACUCUGUGAUAAGUACUACAUCGCAGCCUUGAUCAAUGGAAAGUCAUGUUAUUGUGGGCUGACGCUUCCACUGGCUGACUUGAAGCAGGAUGACUCCAACUGUAACACUCCGUGUCAAGGUUAUGGCUUGUUGAAUUGUGGCGGUAGCAACUACUUCCAGGUCUAUGUUAAUGGUGGUGUCACCGGUUCGUCACAGGUUCUCAGUUCUUCGUCGGCUGCGUCUUCCUCUGCCUCCUCCUCCUCUAAUCAGGAAUCCCUGAGUCUGCAGAAUUCACAAAGUAGCUCUGCAUCGAGCUCUUCGCCUCUGAGCUCUGUGAAAUCUGCCACAUCUUCCGCUCGUGGCUCCUCAAGUGGCAAAAGCCAAGGAAGCGUUACAACCUUCGUUUCUACAACCACUCAAGCUGGAAGUGGCUCAAACAGUGUCAUAGAAGUCACCACAACUGUCGGCGGGUCUUCAUCUGUCAUUUCGCCUACUUCAUCAUCAUCUUCGCUGUCUCAGCCCUCGCUGUCCAAGAAAAUGUCCGGCGGUGCGAUAGCAGGUGCUGCAGUUGGGUCUAUAGCUGGUGUGGCGUUGAUAGCCGCUGGAAUUAUCUUCUUAUUAUGGAAGCGCCGUCGCGAUAAUGACAACGAAGAAGAAGACUUCUUCGAUAUGGGCGAUAAAGAUGCUAGGAUGCGUGGUUUCGAUUCUGUCAUCCCAAACACUUACACCGGCAACGCAGAUGCUAUUGAGUCAUCUGCGGGCAAUCAUACUCAUAGCGCUUCUGACACAAGUAACUCAUAUUCGACCCACCCAGAUGCCUUCCAUUACUCAGAGCAGAGGGACGAAUUUGCGGAUCCACGAGAAGAAGACUUUGGACGUCGUAGAUUGUCUGAUGGUUCCCUUCCUGAUAUGGUAGCAAAAGGUCCCGGCUCCUUGAAGGUUGUUAAUAGAUGA